Molecule: messenger RNA, 1219 nt
Organism: Alligator mississippiensis (American alligator)
Lineage: Eukaryota; Metazoa; Chordata; Crocodylia; Alligatoridae
Gene: MRPL28
Product: mitochondrial ribosomal protein L28
Exons: 5
Coding region: 73-822 (249 amino acids)
Cellular component (GO): mitochondrial large ribosomal subunit
Molecular function (GO): structural constituent of ribosome
Source: RefSeq, a predicted model, not a curated record
GUUUCGCUUCCGGUGGGCGCGCGGGGCGGCCCGGGUUGCAGGGGGCUGCCCGUCCGCCCGCCCGCCCGCGCGAUGCCGCUGCACAAGCACCCGCCGCGUCUGUGGGAGGCGCUGAAGCUGGCGCAGGGGAUCUACGCCCGGCUGCCGCCGCAUUACCUGCGCCAGCUGCGGGACCGCGCCCCGCCCGCGCCCGUGCACUGGCGCCCGCUGGGCCGCGCGUUCCGGCGGAACCCGCGCACGGGGCAGCGCGAGCGCGUGCAGGACGUGCCCAUCCCCACCUACUUCCCGCCCGCGUCCCAGCGCGGCCUGUGGGGCGGGGAGGGCUGGGUCUGCGGCUACCGCUACUCCGGCGACGACAAGCUUUCCCGCAGACUGAAGAAGAUUUGGAAGCCACAGCUGUUUGAACGAGAGUUCUACAGUGAGAUCCUUGACAGGAAAUUAACUAUUACAGUCACAAUGAGAACACUGGAUUUGAUUGAUGCAGCCUAUGGAUUUGAUUUCUACAUUCUCAAGACUUCAAAGGCUGAUAUGUGCUCGAAGCUGGGGAUGGAUUUAAAACGAACAAUGCUGCUACGACUUGCACGGAAGGAUCCUAAUCUGCAUCCAAAUGAUCCAACCAAAAGAGAAGCUAUUUAUAACAAGUACAGUGAAUUUGUGAUCCCAGAAGAGGAGGCUGAAUGGGUUGGGCUAAGUUUACAAGAAGCUGUAGAAAAACAGAGGCUUCUUGAGAAGAAGGACUCCAUCCCUCUCUUUAAAGUGUAUACAGAAGAACUGGUUCAGCAGCUAAGAGAACAGAAUAUUUCUAAAGUGAAAAGAUCUUAGCCAGGAUCAGCUCCCUGUUGCAGCUUGGAGCUUGGAAGCCUUUUGCAACUGCUAGUCUCAGCAUGUCUCUUAGUCUCCCUAGUCACACUCAUCAUGGAGGGUGAGCUGCUGUGAAAGAGCAUGAUCCAAGGAGCAAAUCAUGAUUAUCACUUACUGGUAAAGAAAGCAAAAUGAAACUUGAAUUCAACCAGUGAGUUAUCCCUGUUGGCCAAGGACAAAACUUCUCACCUCUAGUGUUCUGUCACGUUCUCUUUAAACUGUCUAAUGUGGUGCCUUCUGCCUUCCAGAAUUCCUCUUGCUGCAUGAACUCAGAGCUAAUUCAGAUGCUGUGAACUGGAUUCAGAGUGCACAGUGAAUUGUGCAUCUGCAAGAUGUCAAUAAACAUCUCUGCAUCUGA